CCCCGAUGACGUCGAACCCCUCUCUUUGGAAGGGGGUGUCUGACAUGGGAUUUUCAUAUAUAGCCCUCGUAGUCUCGCGGUGCUCUCCCACUCUUACCUUCUACCAAACCCUCCCCUACAAUGUAUGCGAUUUUAGCAGCCCGUAAUGCAACAAAAGCGGUUUACCGUGUUUCCACUGUCAUAAAGCCGAGUUCGAGGUUAACAUCGACAAGGCACUACUCUAGCACUAUGCAUGAUAACGACGCAGAGCUUUUAGAUCGAGAAAAGUCACGAAACCUUAACAAAAAUCAGCACAAGACGUCGACGCCUAUUGAAGAUGCACCAGGUUGGAAUGAAGGGCUUGCAAGUGCAUCAGAGGCUCAUGUCAAGGCUGAUCGUUCCGAAAUACCAAUGCACGAUCUCCAGCGCAGAACUGUGAACUACAUCCAGUCGCGCCAUGCCCCUGAUGAGCGGCUCGAUCAACGUGAGGCAUUUUACGCUCGUGACGAAAUUACAGGGCCGUUACGCACUGCCUCAGUAGGCGAGUUUGAAGUAGAUAUGGAGGGAACAGAGGUUGAUCCUGAUGGGCGUAGUGUAAGGCGAGUUGUGCGAGAGGAAAAGACCGAACUUAAUGUGAAAAGGGAAUCGUGAGCUCAACAUGAAAUCAGUGAUAUUUGUAUGUGUAUUAUUUUAUCACAUCUCUCGUGGUUAAGGCUGGCCGAAAGUGAUAACACAACAAUAUGUUUGUGUAAACUUGACUUUAUUUAAUUUUAUACAGCAUUCUACUUUACUAUUUUCAUGUUGCCCGCUCAUUUGUAUGUUUUUAUUUAUCAUACGUUGUGCUCAUAUAUAAUUGCUUCAUAUGUCGAUGAACUGCAUUUCCGUCAAACAUAUUGAAU
Molecule: messenger RNA, 878 nt
Organism: Serpula lacrymans var. lacrymans S7.9
Lineage: Eukaryota; Fungi; Basidiomycota; Agaricomycetes; Boletales; Serpulaceae
Exons: 6
Coding region: 121-630 (169 amino acids)
Source: RefSeq, a predicted model, not a curated record